UUGUUUUUUUCCCCCGAUUUCCCUAAUCUUUAAAAGUCGUUCUAUUCCGCCCCGCACUCUGACCGUUGAUGUGAUUUCUCCAGAGGAGCCUCAGGACAUUUAUUGGCUGGCUCAGUGUCUUUACCUGACAGCGCAGUAUCACAGAGCCGCUCAUGCGCUUCGGUCGCGAAAACUAGACAAAUUAUAUGAAGCAUGCCGAUACCUUGCAGCUCGAUGUCAUUAUGCUGCAAAAGAGCACCAGCAGGCUCUUGAUAUCCUGGAUAUGGAGGAACCAAUCAACAAAAGAUUAUUUGAAAAAUACUUGAAGGAUGAAAGUGGCUUGAAAGACUCUUCCAGUGACUGGGAAAUGUCACAGUCUUCAAUAAAGAGUUCUAUUUGUCUUUUAAGAGGGAAAAUCUAUGAUGCUCUAGAUAACCGAACCCUAGCUACCUACAGCUACAAAGAAGCUUUGAAGCUUGAUGUGUACUGUUUUGAAGCAUUUGAUCUUUUAACGUCACACCACAUGUUGACAGCACAAGAAGAAAAAGAGCUUCUUGAAUCACUACCUCUUAGCAAGCUAUGUACUGAAGAACAGGAAUUGCUACGUUUUCUGUUUGAGAACAAAUUAAAAAAGUAUAAUAAGCCUAGUGAAACCGUCAUUCCUGAAUCUGUAGAUGGCUUGCAAGAUAAUCUGGAUGUGGUAGUAUCUUUAGCUGAAAGACAUUAUUAUAACUGUGAUUUUAAAAUGUGCUACAAGCUUACUUCUGUAGUCAUGGAAAAAGAUCCUUUCCAUGCCAAUUGUUUACCUGUACAUAUAGGGACACUUGUGGAACUGAAUAAAGCAAAUGAACUUUUCUAUCUUUCUCAUAAACUGGUGGAUUUAUAUCCUAGUAAUCCUGUGUCUUGGUUUGCAGUGGGAUGUUACUAUCUCAUGGUUGGCCACAAAAAUGAACACGCCAGAAGAUAUCUCAGCAAAGCAACAACACUUGAGAGGACGUAUGGGCCUGCCUGGAUAGCAUAUGGGCAUUCAUUUGCAGUUGAGAGUGAGCAUGACCAAGCAAUGGCUGCGUACUUCACAGCUGCACAGCUGAUGAAAGGGUGUCAUUUGCCAAUGCUGUAUAUUGGAUUGGAAUAUGGCUUGACCAACAACUCAAAAUUGGCUGAAAGAUUCUUUAGCCAAGCACUGAGCAUUGCACCUGAAGAUCCAUUUGUUAUGCACGAGGUUGGUGUUGUUGCAUUUCAGAAUGGAGACUGGAAAACAGCAGAAAAAUGGUUUCUUGAUGCUUUGGAAAAAAUUAAAGCAAUUGGGAAUGAGGUAACAGUCGACAAAUGGGAACCUUUGUUGAACAACUUGGGGCACGUCUGCAGAAAACUUAAAAAGUAUGAUGAAGCACUGGAUUACCACCGUCAGGCACUGGUGCUGAUUCCUCAGAAUGCAUCCACCUACUCUGCCAUAGGAUAUAUACAUAGCCUGAUGGGCAAUUUUGAAAACGCUAUUGACUAUUUCCACACAGCACUUGGUCUUAGGCGAGAUGAUACAUUUUCUGUUACAAUGCUUGGUCAUUGCAUCGAAAUGUACAUUGGUGAUUCUGAAGCUUAUAUUGGAGCAGAUAUUAAAGACAAAUUAAAAUGUUAUGACUUUGAUGUGCAUACAAUGAAGACACUAAAAAACAUCAUUUCACCUCCAUGGGAUUUCAGGGAAUUUGAAGUAGAAAAACAGACUGUGGAAGAAACAGGGCUUGCACCACUGGAAACCUCAAGGAAAACUCCAGAUUCCAGGCCUUCAUUGGAAGAAACCUUUGAAAUUGAAAUGAAUGAAAGUGACAUGAUGUUAGAGACAUCUAUGUCAGACCACAGUACGUGAUUCCAAACAGUGGUCUAGAUUCCAUUUUGUCAUAGUAUAGGCAUGACUUUUCAUAUAUUGAUUUAUUGUUUAAUUGGAUGUGUAAUCAGUCCACAACUGCUUAGUCCUGGGGAUACAACUGUGAACAAGAUGGACAUGGUGCUUUUCCUCAGGGAACGUGUACUCUGAAAUACAGACAUUCGACAAAUUACAAGGCAGUGUGAAGAGUGUUACACAUGGAAACCCCAGGUGCUCCUGGAGCACGUUCAGCUGUGUGUGUUUGUGUGUGUCAGAGGAGUGGUGAGAGGGAUGGUCAAAGAAGGUCUCUGAGAAGGUGACCUUUGAGCUAUGCUAAGUCAUAAAGAAUAAGACUGUGUGGGGAUAGGGUAGGUGGGACCAAAUAGAAGAUUGACACUCCCAUGGGAAUGGAAUAAUCCAAAAUGGCUGGAGCAGAGACUGGCUGAGCAAUGGUGGACAGUGGGCAGAUUGGAAGGCCUUGUAAUUGUUGUGAAGGAUUUCUGUUACGGGAUUGUAAGCAGAGCUUGGAACCGGUUUAUUCCAGUUCAAACCCUUACUGAGAAUUUGCAUUUCUGACAAGUUCCCGGGAAGUUAUACGUAAGAAUCACCCAGGGAUCUUGUUAAAAUGUAGAUUCUGAUUCAAUAUAUCUGGGAUGGAAAUGCAAAUUCUCAAGAGGGGUUUGAACUGGAAUGAACCGGUUCAAAGCCCUGGUUGUAAGUAGGGAAGUAACAUCUAUGUCUAUUUAAGUGAUGAAUCUGGCUGCCAUAGAAGAAUAGGUUAGAAUUAGAUGCACAGAAGCUAGUAAGCUAAUGUGGGCUUAGUUCAAGUUGGUGGCAGUGGAACUCGGGGAAAUGGGCAGGUUGAGAAGAGAUUUAGAAAGGACUAAUGCAAUAGAAGGCCCCUGGAUGGUGCAAUAAGUUUGUGCUCCGCUGGUAACCAAAAGGUUGGCAGUUCGAAUCCACCCAGCAGCACCACAGAAGAAACAGCCCUGAUGAUCUGCUUCCAUAAAGAUUACAGCCAAGAAAACCUUACGGAGCAGUUCUCUUAGCACAUGGGGUCGCCAUGAGUCAGAAUCAACUCGAUGGCACAAAACAACAACGAUGCAAAAGAAGUAACUUGAUUAUAAAAAUUUCCUCAAGUCUGUAAAACUUAAUUUUGUGCUUUGUUGACAUGAUAAUUAUGAAGAUCCUAUAAACAAAUUUUUCUACUUCAAGAAGAAGAAAACUGAAUCUCUCAUGACUGUGCUAAAUUGAUAAACCUCGCUUGUGCAGGUAAACAACUCAGAUGUUCUUAAAGAUAGCCCUGAAACUCAAAUAAAUACAACUUCCUACUCAUUUUUUUUUUUAAAAGUUAUUCCAGUAAAGAGGAUUAUAUGCUUCAUUUGUUGAAAAUCCUUCCUUUCAAGUGCUCAUUAGAGGACGUAUUAUCCUGCUUUUUCAUAGAAAGGUAUAGUUUUUCCAAGACAUUUAUUCAUAGCAUCAUUGACAAAUAAGGUAUUGUACACAAACUAACUUUCCAGGUACCCGAAACAGUCCCUUCAACACCAAAACUUUUCAUCUUAAGCUUUCUAAAAUGUAUUCCAUAUAUUUUCUGUCUUCCUAAGCAGAAUAAUAAUAGCUCUCAUUUCUUGAGGACCAGUCAUUGUUCCACGUGCUAACUCUAGUAAAUCUUUUCAUUAAAGCUUUAUUGCACCUGUUGUACAGACGAGGACUCUGCCGCACGUUAUGUGACUCGUCCAGCAUCACACAGCCAGCAGGUGGCAGAGCUGGCAUUCAAACCUUGUUCUCUUAGUUUAACCUUUGGAAAUCACUAAACUUCAUCACAGCGAGUGUCAGUUACUGCAUUGGAUUUUAAUGCAGUAAUGCAUUCAGAGACCAUUUUGGUUGCUUACUGCCAUUUAGAUUUAAAGUGAUGAUUUUGAGUUUUCAUUUUUCUUUUCUUACAGUUUUUCUGUCUUUGUCGGACAUAACAUGCUUCUGCUUUUUAUGCCUUCCCUCUUUUUUGCUGGGACUAGAAAAUCAAAUGACUGAACUUAAAAUAAUUAUUUUAAAAAUAAGUAAAAGUGAAGGUAUUCUGUUAAUAAAGUGCUGAGUUUUUCACAUUUGUCUUGCCUGCCCAGAAGUUAUUUUUUCAUUUUGUUUUCUCAUUGAUCACCUGUAAUGAUUUUGAGAUUUGUGGAUAGUGACUCCUGGGAAGUGACAGUGCUUUCAAAUUUAAAAGGGAAAAGCUUCAAGAAAUUUGACUAAGCUACAUCUGAGAUCGGCAAUAGCGUUAACACCGAUGUGUGCGACUUCAGUGAGUGUAAAGAAAAGGUAACGUCUAAUUGUAUGCCAAGUAUUGUUUCUGUUAUUACCCAAUUCUCCAAUAAUGUUGCCUGUUGUUAGGUGCCAUCAUGUCCAUUCCAACUCAUAGCAACCCCACGUGACAGAGUAGAACUGCCCUAUAGGGUUUUCUAGGCUGUAAUUUUUACGGGAGCAAAUCUCCAGGUCUUUCUGCCACGGAGCCGCUGGGUGGGUUUGCACCGCCAAACCUUUCUCGGCUUGCAACUGAGCUGCUUAACCAUUUGCGCCACCAGGGCUCCUUAUGUUGCAUAGUCUCCUAAAAAUGUGUCCUCGCCAACUGUCAAGUGGCCAUAUUGUUAUCAUCAAAGUAAAAUUUGAGGUGAAAUGCUGUGGUCACCAGCUUCUUGAAAUCACUGCUGUCUACCAAUUAGACAUGGGUUACCUUGUAGAGUGUAGUCUUUCUAGGGCAGUCGUUUACCCCAGAGCCAUAUUCAUUCCAACGUUUGCAGAUAAUUUAUUGCUGCUCUGCUUCGGCGUAAAGGUCUGUGCAUACAUAGACUAUCACAGGUUGGGUAGUGUGUAAGAAGCUAGACUUCUUUGUAACACACUUACUUUCUCAUUUUCUCACAUAAAAUCGUAAGCUUAUGAGUGUAUUUUGUUCACUAUAUCUUGAAAUUUGUAUUUCAAAAAAAUUGUAUUUAAAGAAUAAUUUUAUCUGGCAAACCUGAAUUCUAAAAUUCUAUAAUUUUUGUGAAACCAUUUAUCAGAAUACUAGUUACAAAUAAUAGUGAAAAAUCAGAGGGGUCUUAAAACAUGGACAGUGGUAGCUACUGGGAAAAAAUAUUUGGGUAUUUUGCUAGCCAGAUUCGUAAGAAAUACACAUUCUUAUCAUUUGGAAAAAGAAAUGAGAUUUGAUUUUUUUAACUUUGUUGAGAUAAAAUUCACAUACCAUACAAUUCACUUAUUUAAAGUUUACAGUUGGGUGGUUUUUAAUAUAUGCAGAGUUGUGUAACCAUCACCAUGUUAAUUUUAAAAUGCUUUCAUCACCCCAAAAAGAAACCUUGUACCCAUUAGCAGUCACUUCCUAUCCCCUCUCUCGCAGUCACAGGCAACCCUCUACUUACAUUCUGUCUCUAGUGAUUUGCCUAUUAUGGACAUUUCAUAGAGAGGGCAUCAUACCAUAGGUGGCCUUUUAUAACUGGUGUCUUUCACCUAGCAUAAUAUUUUCAAGGUUCAAGGUAGUAUUAUAAUGUGUAUCAGUACUUUAUUCCUUUUAAUGGCUGAAUACUAUUCUAUUCCAUUUUGUUUCCCAAAGCAGCUGUGCUAUUCUGUGUUCCCACUAGCAGUAUAUGAGGAUUCCAAUUUCUCUACAUAUUCACCAGCACUUGUUAUUUGUCCUUUUUGGUUCUAGCCAUUCUAGUGGGUGUGAAGUGGCAUCUCAUGGUGGUUUUAAUUUGCAUUUCCCUGAUG
This is a messenger RNA of Trichechus manatus latirostris (Florida manatee), 5593 nucleotides long. RefSeq names its product cell division cycle 16 (gene CDC16). Lineage: Eukaryota; Metazoa; Chordata; Mammalia; Sirenia; Trichechidae. The record is from RefSeq and is a predicted model, not a curated record. Gene Ontology annotation, biological process: protein ubiquitination; cell division; anaphase-promoting complex-dependent catabolic process. The transcript has 17 exons. Gene Ontology annotation, cellular component: anaphase-promoting complex; cytoplasm. Bases 263 to 1843 code for a protein of 526 amino acids. Gene Ontology annotation, molecular function: protein binding.